UUCCUGGUGACACAUGUUCUUUACACGUCGGUGGUCUAUUUAAUGGGAUGUCUCCUCGCUGCAUAGAGCGGUUCUAUCUGGAUACAUUCGUGUGCUCAUUGUGUGAUUUAGAGCUAGUGCGAGCGCUGAGGCCGUUCGGUUCGGUGUUGUCGGUAGCGGCGAUGGUAGUUCCCGUGUCGCGGGGUUUUAUGCGACAACAAUGGGGCAUUGUGUACCAGUACUUGUCUACCUUUGUGUACAUCGCCCCCUCUACCAUCAUGUUCUACACGGCGUGUACCAUCCACACGAGAAGCAUGAUUACACUCAGCAGGCGCCCCCAAUGUGCGCUAUCCACGGGCGCAUCCCGUUGCUCGGCGUGCUAUCAUCCAAUGGGGAAAGCAUGCCAGGAGGGUCUUCAUAUACGACGAGGGACGCAGGAGCGGAGGUUGGCGGCGCGGUCAUUGAGCGGAUGACUGGGUGGUCGCCGCGCGGUGCAUCCUCCAGGUCCGUCUAGCCCCGUCGCCGCCUGCGUCGGCUGCCCCAUGACAAUUACUGUAAUGCGGAAGACAGACCGGGGCGCAGAUGAGCUUCAGACACGUCCCCUAUCGCGUAAUCGCGGACUCCGGCGAGUCAGAUCAUGGACUGAUAGUUACGACCUACCGCGGACG
Rhodofomes roseus is the source of this 647-nucleotide messenger RNA. RefSeq lists its product as uncharacterized. Bases 48 to 452 code for a protein of 134 amino acids. NCBI's taxonomy places the organism in Eukaryota, Fungi, Basidiomycota, Agaricomycetes, Polyporales, Fomitopsidaceae. The record is from RefSeq and is a predicted model, not a curated record. The transcript has a single exon.